AUAUAAACUAUCACCGAAGAGAAUUAAAGUUAGUGUUUCAUAAAAUGUGGUUACUUGGUGUUGUUUUUUUACUUUCUGCGAGUUCUGUUUUAUCUGAAACGGAAUGCCCAACAGAUCAAAAAGUAAUAGCUUGUUACUUUUCAAGUUGGGCUAUAUACAGGGAAGAUUUCGCAACAUUUUCGAUUGAUAAUAUUGAACCAGAUCUUUGUACGCAUGUAAUUUAUGCGUUUUCCGGAUUGAGUAUUUACGGAGGAAUUGAAAUGUUAGAUCCAAACAACGAUGCUGGGGGGUACAAAAAAUUCGUUGCUUUAAAAGAAAAAAAUCCUUGUUUAAAAACACUUUUAGCUAUCGGUGGUUGGAAUCAAGGAUCGCGACCUUAUUCGGUGAUGGUGAGUGAUUCUUCGUACAGAAAAGCUUUCAUUGAAAGCGUUCUUAGAUUAUUAGCCGUUUAUGGGUUUGAUGGCAUUGAUAUUGAUUGGGAGUACCCCACGGAGCGUGGAGGAAUUUUGGAUGAUAAAACAAACUUUGGGUUACUUUUGAAAGAGUUAAAAGAACAGUUGAAGAAGUGGGAUUUACUUUUAACUAUUGCUGUACCAAGUUCUGUGCCCGUCGCUGAACAUGCUUACGAUUUAGAAGCUGUAAAAAGUUCUGUGGAUUUCGUGUUCAUAAUGGGUUAUGAUAUAACCCCAAUAAAUUCACCAGUAACCGGAUUAAUAUCACCAAUGAGCGAAAUUAGUAAAAUUGUUGAUUAUUGGACAUUAAAUGUACCGAGUGAAAAAAUUAUUCUUGGUGUCCCAGCUUAUGCAAGAACUUUCGCCUUAGAAAAUAACGAAAACUUCGGUUUAAAUGCUCCAACGAAUGGAACCGGACACGCGGGGCUUUAUACAAAAGAAAAUGGAUUUUUAAGUUAUUACGAAACAAUAAUGGAACUUAAAUUUUCGGAGUAUACAGUUGUUUCGGUUGAAGGCGAAGAAAAUUAUUACGCUUAUUACAACGAUCAAUGGAUUACUUAUGAAACCGAUCAAAAUUACGAGGCUAAAGCAAAAUAUGCGAUUGAAAAGAAACUCGGGGGAAUGAUGGUUUGGUCUAUAGACACCGAUGAUUUCGCUGCUUAUUUUAAUACAACCAACUUCCCAAUUGUUAACACUAUCAAAAAUGUUUUAAAUAAUAAUUAAAAACAACAGGAAUUAUUAAAACAUUUUUAUGCAUUUAUA
Messenger RNA from Onthophagus taurus, 1214 nucleotides. RefSeq names its product acidic mammalian chitinase-like. The record is from RefSeq and is a predicted model, not a curated record. Gene Ontology annotation, molecular function: chitinase activity; chitin binding. Gene Ontology annotation, cellular component: extracellular region. Gene Ontology annotation, biological process: chitin catabolic process; carbohydrate metabolic process. NCBI's taxonomy places the organism in Eukaryota, Metazoa, Arthropoda, Insecta, Coleoptera, Scarabaeidae.